GUGGCGUGCAUCGCGUGGGCUCCUGAGCACCAAGCUGCUUGGAGUGGGACAGCAGUGGGAAUAUCAACAUCCACAGCUGCUGUUGCUGAUCAGGAAGGGGAGAGAGCACCCCCAGAGGCACCAUGCGUGAGUGCAUCUCCAUUCAUGUUGGCCAGGCUGGAGUUCAGAUUGGAAAUGCAUGCUGGGAACUCUUCUGUCUGGAGCACAGGAUUCUUCCAGAUGGCACCUUCAGUGAACUUCACAACACAGUCAACAGUGAUGACUCCUUUGCUACAUUUUUCAGAGAGACGGGCACUGGAAAACACGUACCGCGGGCUAUCAUGGUGGAUCUGGAGCAAACUGUAGUAGAUGAAGUGCGGGCUGGCACGUACCGUCACCUUUUCCAUCCAGAACAGUUGAUCACUGGCAAGGAAGAUGCAGCUAACAACUAUGCCCGUGGUCACUACACCAUUGGGAAAGACAGGAUCGAGCUGACAUUGGAUCGUAUUCGGAAACUGGCUGACACCUGCGCUGGCCUCCAAGGAUUCCUGAUUUUCCACAGCUUUGGCGGGGGCACAGGCUCUGGCUUUACCUCCUUGCUGAUGGAACGCCUGUCCGUGGACUACGGCAAGAAAUCUAAGCUGGAGUUUGCCAUCUAUCCAGCCCCCCAGGUUUCCACAGCUGUGGUGGAGCCCUACAACUCUAUCCUCACCACCCACACCACCUUGGAGCAUUCUGACUGUGCCUUCAUGGUGGACAACGAGGCCAUCUACGACAUCUGCCGCCGGAACCUGGACAUUGAGCGCCCCACGUACACCAACCUGAACCGUCUCAUCAGCCAGAUCGUCUCCUCCAUCACCGCUUCCCUUCGCUUUGACGGUGCUCUCAACGUGGACCUGACUGAGUUCCAGACCAACCUGGUGCCCUACCCUCGCAUCCACUUCCCGCUGGUGACCUAUGCACCCAUCAUCUCCUCCGAGAGGGCCUACCACGAGCAGCUCUCUGUGGCCGAAAUCACCAGCUCUUGCUUCGAGCCCAACAACCAGAUGGUGAAAUGUGACCCCCGCCACGGGAAGUACAUGGCCUGCUGCAUGCUGUACCGUGGCGAUGUGGUGCCCAAAGACGUCAAUGUUGCGAUCGCUGCUAUCAAGACCAAGAGAACAAUCCAGUUUGUGGACUGGUGUCCCACUGGCUUCAAGGUUGGCAUCAAUUACCAGCCCCCUACCGUCACCCCCGGAGGAGACCUUGCCCAAGUGCAGCGUGCUGUUUGCAUGCUCAGCAACACCACAGCCAUCGCCGAAGCCUGGGCAAGGCUAAACCACAAGUUUGACCUUAUGUUCGCCAAGAGAGCAUUUGUGCAUUGGUAUGUGGGCGAAGGCAUGGAGGAAGGGGAGUUUGUAGAGGCUCGAGAGGACCUGUCAGCGCUGGAAAAGGACUAUGAGGAAGUGGCCACUGAUUCAUUUGAGUCAGUAAAUGACGGCGAGGAACUUUAAAAAUACAAUUUGCUCCUCUCUGUGCA
This is a messenger RNA of Hemicordylus capensis (graceful crag lizard), 1498 nucleotides long. Its product is annotated as tubulin alpha-4 chain-like. The transcript has 5 exons. The record is from RefSeq and is a predicted model, not a curated record. Gene Ontology annotation, molecular function: structural constituent of cytoskeleton; GTP binding. Gene Ontology annotation, cellular component: cytoplasm; microtubule. NCBI's taxonomy places the organism in Eukaryota, Metazoa, Chordata, Lepidosauria, Squamata, Cordylidae. Gene Ontology annotation, biological process: mitotic cell cycle; microtubule cytoskeleton organization. Bases 123 to 1472 code for a protein of 449 amino acids.